CAAAAUCAAUGACCUCCUCCAUGGAUUCCCUUCCUCAUGUCUUCCUCGUCAGCUUCCCUGGCCAAGGCCACAUAAAUCCCAUGCUCCGUCUUGGAAAAAUACUCGCUGCCUCCGGCCUUCUCGUCACCUUCUCCACCACUGCUUAUCUCGGCCAGGACAUGAAGAAGGCUGGCAGCAUCUCUGACACCCCGACCCCUCUCGGCCGUGGCUUCCUCCGCUUUGAAUUCUUUGACGAUGGCCGCAUCCACGAUGAUUCUGCCCGCUCCACCACUCCCCUCUCAUUUGACCAAUACAUGCCGCAACUCCAACGUGUAGGUUCGAUUUCCUUAUUGCAUAUCUUGAAAAACCAAACUAAAGAAAACCGACCACCCGUCUCCUGUGUUAUUGGAAACCCUUUUGUGCCUUGGGUGUGUGACGUGGCCGAUGAACUCGGGAUUGCCUCCGCUGUGUUUUGGGUCCAAUCAUGUGCCGUUUUCUCAAUUUAUUACCACCAUUUUAAUGGCUCAAUCCCUUUCCCAUCUGAAACCCAACCAGAUGUUGAGGUUAAAAUUCCUUCUUUGCCUCUUUUAAAGCACGAUGAAAUCCCAAGCUUCUUGCUUCCUGACAAGCCUCUUCAUGUCAUUGGGAAAGCCAUUUUGGGGCAGUUUUGGAACCUCUCAAAGCCCUUUUGUAUAUUAAUCGAUACAUUUGAAGAGCUGGAGAGCGAGAUCGUUGACUUCAUGUCGAAAAAGUUCCCGAUAAAGACAGUGGGGCCGUUGUUCAAGCAUUGUGGUGAAAUUAAAACGAAAAUUUCAGGAGAUUGCUUGAAAAUUGAUGAUUGUAUGGAGUGGCUAGACUCAAAGCCAAAAGGGUCAGUAAUUUAUGUGUCGUUUGGGAGUGUGGUGUAUUUGAAACAAGAACAAGUUGAUGAGAUUGCUUAUGGACUUGUAGAUUCUGGCUUCUACUUCUUGUGGGUCUUGAAACCACCUGCUUCAAGUUUCGGGGUCAAGCGCCAUAUUCUUCCUAAUCAGAUCAUGGAAGAGGCCAGCAAAAGAGGGAAGAUUGUUCAAUGGAGUCCACAAGAACAAAUACUCUCACACCCAUCGGUGGGAUGUUUCAUGACACAUUGUGGGUGGAACUCCACGGUGGAGGCGAUCAGCUCUGGGGUGCCAAUGGUGGCGUUUCCGCAGUGGGGUGAUCAGCUCACAAAUGCCAAGUUUCUUGUCGAUGUCUUAGGCGUCGGCAUCCGCUUGCCACAUGGCGGCACACCAGAAGACAAGCUAAUCAAAAGAGAUGAAAUCAAGAAGUGCCUUAAAGAAUCCAUGGAAGGACCGAAGGCGGUGCAGAUAAGACAGAAUGCUUUGGAGAGGAAAAUAGCGGCGGAGAAGGCGGUGGCCGACGGUGGAUCUUCAGACAGAAAUAUCAAAUACUUUAUUGAUGAGAUAGGGAAACGUUCUCUUGUUUGUGGUAGUAAUCUCCAAGUUUAACUUGUUCUUCUACUAUACUUAGAAACUUACAAACUUUCUUUCAUCAUAUCAUCAUCUGUUUUUUUGUUUGUUCUU
Cucumis sativus (cucumber) is the source of this 1541-nucleotide messenger RNA. Its product is annotated as gallate 1-beta-glucosyltransferase. Lineage: Eukaryota; Viridiplantae; Streptophyta; Magnoliopsida; Cucurbitales; Cucurbitaceae. Bases 9 to 1466 code for a protein of 485 amino acids. Gene Ontology annotation, molecular function: UDP-glycosyltransferase activity. The transcript has 2 exons. The record is from RefSeq and is a predicted model, not a curated record.